AGGACUUGCACUUGAAUAAAACGCGAGUUUAUUCCUGCGCGAUAGUAAUCUUACGGCAAUCAGUCGUGUUUCGUUGCUGUUACUUUGCAACUGCCUCCUGAAUUUUUGUCUUCCAACGGAUUUCUGGAACUCCGCUUCCUCAAACUUUUUUUUCUGCUUCUCUACAAGUUCAUAGCUCACCUUUAAGCUCUUCCUUGCUAUAGCACUGGACAUCAUUGUCCUCAUCGACGCGGCGGUUUCAUCUGUUUUUUUUUUCUCUGUGCGCGUGUGUUUGUGUGCAUAUUUCUAGCUUUGUUCUUUUCUUGUAAGUGAACACUUGAGAGGCAACGGAGAAACAACGGAGAAACACAAGAACUGGUCAACACAUCGAAACCCUUCAUUGAGCAAAACGUAAACGAGAAAGGGACAAAGACAAAAAUCUCUCGACUGAAAACUGUGAUGUUCCGCCGAAACAUCUUUCAUACGACGGCGCUCCGUCGAGAUGCCGUUCUCAGCAACCCGCACGCCGCAGUUCUUUACAGCGCAAUUCUUCCACGAACGUUUUCAGCGGCAUGUUCCUGGUUGCCUCUUUGCACUACUAAAUGUGGUACUCUGACACAGUCGAUUCGCUGCGCAUCGUCGUCAGCGUUCUCUGAAGCAGCGUCCACUACCACCUCGACUGCGCCGCCAGCAAAAGAUGGCAAGCUGAAAAUCUAUAAAUCGAAACUCCCCUCCGUAUUGGACAGCGUUAACAAGGAAACCACAUUGUACGAUUACUUGAUGAAGCGAAUGGCAGACGCCGACCCAAAUAAACCAGCUGUUAUCCAGGCUGACAAUGGGAAAGUUAUGACCUACCCACAAAUCAUCGAGGCAUCUGAGCACGCCGCGCAGGCCCUUUACGAGGCGGGUGUACGCCGCGGUGAUGUGGUGUGCAUCUGCGCGUUGAAUACAACCUUCUACGGACCUCUGGUAUACGGCGCGUUGCGGUUAGGUGCGGUGGUAUCGAUGGUCAACGCGGUCGCCGCUGCCUCCACCCUUGCCUACCACUUCAAAGCGAACAACGCGAAGGUGGUUCUCGGCAUGCAUUUUUUUCAGCGUCAACUGGAGGAAGCAGUGGAUCUGGUGUUGCGCGAAACGGGGCAACAAGUGACGAUUCUGUUCCCCGAAAGCUUUUUUCGAAAGACCAACAUUCCGCGAAUCCCCAGCGACUACGACGGCUUGAAGGGCGCCACCUUCGAUGACACGGUGGCUCUCCCAUUUUCCAGCGGUACGAUGGGUCUGCCGAAAGGUGUGCAGCUGACGAACCGCUCCCUCAUCGCGUGCACAGAGCAGACCUGCGCCGCUUUCGGUAUCGGACCCGACGCCGUCACAAUUACUGUCUUGCCGUUGUUCCACAUCUUCGGCUUCACAACUUGCCUAAACUGUAUCUCGGCUGUUGGUGCGACACAGGUGGUGAUGAGUAUGUACUCAGUGGACGAGUACGCCAAGAUGAUAGAGAAGCAUCGCGCCACGGUGAACAUGGUGGCCCCGCCAAUUCUCAUCUCGCUGAUGAAGAACAAGGAGCUCGUCCAGCAGCGGGACUUGACUUCCCUGAAGAGCUUUGUGUCCGCUUCUGCGCCGCUGGGCACAGAAGUGGUUCGGAUGGUGGAGGCGAUGCUGCCGGGGACGACUGUCGCGCAAGGCUACGGCUUGACGGAGAUGUCGCCCACUGUCACGGCGCCUGUUAAAGGCAAAAGUUCUACUCCGGGCAGCUGCGGCCGCAUCAUCGGGGACACUGAAAUUCGCAUUGUCAAGGUCGAUGACAGCCAGCAGAGUGGUGCUGACAAGUCUGCCGGCGUUGACGUGCAGGCUGGCGAGGAGGGCGAGAUUUGGGUGCGCGGCCCGCAGUUGAUGAAGGGCUACCUGAGGGACGAGGACACCGCGAUGUGCAUGCAGGAUGGAUGGUUCCGCACCGGCGACAUCGGCAAGAUCCUGCUCAACACCGAGGAACUGAUGAUUACGGACCGGCUGAAGGAGCUGAUCAAGUACAAGGGCUUCCAGGUGUCGCCUGCUGGGCUGGAGGCGCUGCUGCUGAGCCAUCCGUGGGUGAAGGACUGCAUCGUGUUUGGCGUGCCUGAUCCUCGCGAUGUGAGCUUUGAGAACCCGCGUGCGUUGGUGGUGCUGCAGCCGGACGUGCCCACCAAAGACGCCGUGCGUGCCUCGGACGAGCUGUACCGCUUUGUGAUGUCGCGCAUGCCGCCCCACAAGCGCCUGCACGGUGGUGUGCGCAUUGUGGACGAGAUCUCGCGCAAUGCCGCCGGUAAGCUGAUGCGUCGGCAGAUGCGCCAGGAGGAGCUGGCCAUGAUGAAGGCGAGUGCAGCCGAGACGAAGCCAGAAUAG
This is a messenger RNA of Leptomonas pyrrhocoris, 2358 nucleotides long. RefSeq names its product 4-coumarate:coa ligase-like protein. NCBI's taxonomy places the organism in Eukaryota, Euglenozoa, Kinetoplastea, Trypanosomatida, Trypanosomatidae. The transcript has a single exon. Gene Ontology annotation, molecular function: CoA-ligase activity. The record is from RefSeq and is a predicted model, not a curated record. The coding region runs from base 439 to 2358 and encodes 639 amino acids.